CGCUAUGAAGUAGUUCCACGUUUGCAAGAACUCCUGAGAACACGACAAAGCAGUUUGCAAAAGGGCCUGAGAAACACGCCGUGCUGGACGCCGCACAAGCUCACCAGGACAGGCAUGGUCCAGUUCAUAAGUGGUAAUUUCAGGAAGCCUCACGAGAAGAUCCUGUCACAGGGCAGCAGCCGGCAAGCAAGAGGUAAAGUGAGUCUGCAGCACGUCUGCUCCAGUGAAGGUCUCCAGGCUGCGACAGAAAAGAAGCUGUGCAAGGGGAAGGCGAAGCGGCAGAUAUUUCGCAAUGAGCACGCUGUUUCCCACCACAGGAAGAGACAGCCCUGCUUGCUGGAGCUGGCCCAGUGGGAUGGUGCAUGACGAGGCUUGGCACCGUGGGCUGAUGAGGCGGGCUGCCUCACAUGAGGAUGACUACAACUGGACUGACUGUGAAGCCGACAGUUUGAGCGAAGUCCCUGCCACGCUGCUCAUCUGCCUCUGCGGGCUGGUGGGCAAUGGGGCCGUCCUCCGGCUCCUCAGCUCCCACAUCUGCAGGAACCCCAUCACUGUCUAUGCCUUCAACUUGGCCAUCGCUGACUUCACCUUCCUUCUCUCCAUUGCCAUCACCCUUGUGAUAUUUUAUGGACCACCGAGCUUUUGUCACAGGCUGGGCUCACGCAAUGUGAUGGCUAUGUUGAACAUCAUCAUCAUCUUCGUUUUCACCACCAGCGUCUACCUCCUGGCAGCUUUCGGUGCCAGCACGUCCCUGUCUGCCCUUUCCCGGGCCUGCUGGCCCUGCUUCCGCUCCUGGCACUUGCCAGCUCUUGUGUGUGCCCUGCUCUGGGCCCUCUCCUUCUUGCUUACCAUGAUCCUCUACUUCUCCCCAGUGGCACUUUUCAUCUUCGUCCUGAGCUACCUGUUGUCGGUGCUUAUCCUGAUUCUUUCCAGUCUAACCCUCUUUGCCAAGGUCUUGUGCUGUUCAUGGCAAUAUCCCCUGAGGAAGCUCUGCGUUGUGGUUCUGCUCGUUGUCAUCUCCUUCCUCUUCUUCAAUGCUGACUUUCCUUACUGGCUCUUGCUAAGAUUGUUUGAUUUUUCAGUUCUCUUCUUUGACACUCCUCUCCUAUUUGCCUGUGUGAGCUGCAGUAUCAAUCCUGCUAUUUAUUUCCUGGCAGGGAGCUGUACAAAGAAGUUCCCAAUCUCUGCUAGGCUUGCUUGUCAGAGGGCUUUUGAAGACACCAUGGAGUCUGAAAACAGAAGUGAAACUCCCAGAGAAAGCUCAGUGGAAAUAAAUGUUUAACCCUCUCCAGCCCCUCCCUGGGAGAAGAUGCUCUAGGGAUGGAGGUGUCCUGUGAGACAGGGAGAGGCAAGAACGAUGGCUUUGGUGCUGCACAGAACUAGCUGCAAGGCCAGAAAAUGUGCUGGGCAGCAUAGGAACCUGUGCCUGGAGUUGGCACUGGGCUGGCAGUGAAACACCCAUCAAAACAUUUUGCUUUGAAAUCUCUGCUUUGAAUCUGUCCUAUCUAUCAGGUCUGAGCCAUUCCUUCUUCAAAAGUGAGCUUGCUCUAGCCAGUGUGCUAUUAAAGCAAAGUCAUGGAGGCUCUUA
Oxyura jamaicensis (ruddy duck) is the source of this 1588-nucleotide messenger RNA. RefSeq names its product mas-related G-protein coupled receptor member B4-like. Gene Ontology annotation, biological process: G protein-coupled receptor signaling pathway. Lineage: Eukaryota; Metazoa; Chordata; Aves; Anseriformes; Anatidae. Gene Ontology annotation, molecular function: G protein-coupled receptor activity. Gene Ontology annotation, cellular component: membrane. The record is from RefSeq and is a predicted model, not a curated record. The coding region runs from base 293 to 1282 and encodes 329 amino acids. The transcript has 2 exons.